Messenger RNA from Equus quagga, 1766 nucleotides. It is a transcript of the gene AP1M2, whose product is annotated as adaptor related protein complex 1 subunit mu 2. Gene Ontology annotation, cellular component: clathrin adaptor complex; clathrin-coated vesicle. NCBI's taxonomy places the organism in Eukaryota, Metazoa, Chordata, Mammalia, Perissodactyla, Equidae. The record is from RefSeq and is a predicted model, not a curated record. Gene Ontology annotation, biological process: intracellular protein transport; vesicle-mediated transport. Gene Ontology annotation, molecular function: clathrin-cargo adaptor activity. The transcript has 12 exons. The coding region runs from base 77 to 1354 and encodes 425 amino acids.
CGCAGGAAGAAGGAAGCAGCGCCACCAUCUCCAACCGGCGCUCCCUCCCCGCCUCCCGGGUCUGCCCGCCGCCACCAUGUCGGCCUCGGCUGUGUUCAUCCUCGACGUCAAGGGCAAGCCCCUGAUCAGCCGCAACUACAAGGGCGAUGUGGCCAUGAGCGAAAUUGAGCACUUCAUGCCUCUGCUCAUGCAGCGCGAGGAGGAGGGUGUCCUGGCACCCCUGCUGAGCCACGGUCGUGUCCACUUCCUGUGGAUCAAGCACAGCAACCUCUACCUGGUGGCCACCACGCUGAAGAACGCCAACGCCUCACUGGUGUACUCCUUCCUCUACAAGACGGUGGAGGUGUUCUCCGAAUACUUCAAGGAGCUGGAGGAGGAGAGCAUCCGCGACAACUUUGUCAUCGUCUACGAGCUGCUGGACGAGCUCAUGGAUUUCGGCUUCCCCCAGACCACCGACAGCAAGAUCCUGCAGGAGUACAUCACGCAGCAGGGCAACAAGCUGGAGACGGGCAAGUCGCGGGUGCCCCCUACUGUCACCAACGCCGUGUCCUGGCGCUCGGAGGGCAUUAAGUACAAGAAGAACGAGGUCUUCAUCGACGUCAUCGAGUCGGUGAACCUGCUGGUCAACGCCAACGGCAGCGUCCUGCUGAGCGAGAUCGUGGGCAGCAUCAAGCUCAAGGUGUUCCUGUCGGGGAUGCCAGAGCUGCGGCUCGGCCUCAACGACCGCGUGCUCUUCGAGCUCACCGGCCUUUCAGGGAGCAAGAACAAGUCCGUGGAGCUGGAGGACGUGAAGUUCCACCAGUGCGUGCGGCUCUCUCGCUUCGACAACGACCGCACCAUCUCCUUCAUCCCACCCGACGGUGACUUCGAGCUCAUGUCCUACCGCCUCAGCACCCAGGUCAAGCCGCUGAUCUGGAUCGAGUCGGUCAUUGAGAAGUUCUCCCACAGCCGCGUGGAGAUCAUGGUCAAGGCCAAGGGGCAGUUUAAGAAGCAGUCAGUGGCCAACGGCGUGGAGAUUUCUGUGCCAGUGCCCAGCGAUGCUGACUCGCCACGCUUCAAGACCAGCGUGGGCAGCGCCAAGUACGUGCCUGAGAAGAACGUCGUGAUUUGGAGUAUUAAGUCUUUCCCGGGCGGCAAGGAGUACCUGAUGCGCGCGCACUUCGGCCUCCCCAGUGUGGAGAAGGAGGAGGAGGAGGGCCGGCCCCCCAUCGGGGUCAAGUUUGAGAUCCCCUAUUUCACUGUCUCCGGGAUCCAGGUCCGAUACAUGAAGAUCAUUGAGAAAAGCGGCUACCAGGCCCUGCCCUGGGUCCGCUAUAUCACCCAGAGUGGCGAUUAUCAGCUUCGUACCAGCUAGAAGGGCCCAAGCACGCGCCUCCCUUCCCCCAGGCCCCACCUGCGGACUUUAGACAGGGAGGGAAGAUGGGUGGGUGGGUGUGCGUGAGGGCAGACCCCUGCCUUGGCAGUUUCUGGCUCCCAGCUCCCACCACCUGUCCGCCUUUUCCUCUACCCAUAGGCUGGGAGGGAUGGGCCCCAUCCCGUCCCCCCUGCCUCCCGUCGUCGUCCCCUGUCCGGUCUCCGGGCUUCCCCCCUCCUCCCAUUUUAUAUGAAGAAAUAGAAAAGGGACUUGAAGCCCCCCUCAUGAGUGCCUUCUCGCGGUGAUCUGCCUUAGGGGGUGACGGGGGCCCCUCCUCCUUCACAGCUGCUGAGCCCAGAGGCCCCCCUCGCCCACUCCUCUGUUUUAGGACGGCAUUAAAGAGAUGAAUCUA